UCUCGCAACUUACGCCCCCAGAUCUUUAUGUCCACAUGCUGGACUCGCAGGCGGCCGUCAGCCAUGAGUUAUGUGUUCAAGUGCAACUCCCCCCAGACAGCAACUCCACAGUCGCCAUCAAGACCUUAACGUUAGAGUUCCACCGCAGGGCCAAGGCCGAUGAUGUCGCCUCGAUGGACUGGCGGGCUAUUGAGCAGGCCGCUCUCGACAUGCACCCCUCAGAGAAACUGUGUAUCUACGCGCUCGCACUUCCAGUGUUCGAAUGGUUUCUCGACGCCAUGCCAGCCGGGAGGGUCCUUCCCCAGCUCCGUCACCCACGGGAUGUCGAGAUUGUGCAUGGCUACCCUCCUUUCGCGAAAGCGCCUCCUAGGAAGGACGCUAUAACAGCCGAGAAGAUUCUCCACGCUCCCUCGACCUACACCGUCGACGGACAGACCGUCCAAUUGAAACGCCCGCAGAUCAUCCACCUCGCAGGGUGCACUAGCGAUGUGAAAAAGCAGGCUUUCCUUCGCGAGGUUCUCGCUUCCAGCCAGGAUAAGCUCCAACAGCCGCAGAUCGACGGCGCGCCCACGUCAUCUAAAGGAACCGCUGUGGUAAUUCCGUUCCGUUAGCCAAUCAGAGAAUUUGAACUAA
Phanerochaete carnosa HHB-10118-sp is the source of this 633-nucleotide messenger RNA. RefSeq lists its product as uncharacterized. The transcript has a single exon. NCBI's taxonomy places the organism in Eukaryota, Fungi, Basidiomycota, Agaricomycetes, Polyporales, Phanerochaetaceae. The record is from RefSeq and is a predicted model, not a curated record. The coding region runs from base 36 to 611 and encodes 191 amino acids.